CCAAUGGGUUUUGAGAAGUAGGAGAGAGGACGCGAGGAGAGACAAUUGAGAUUCUCCCACAGUUUGGUAUGAGGAGGAAAUCUUUGGGCGCAUUUUUUUUMGGUCAGCACGGUCAUCUAGCUAGCUACAGUCAUACAAUAAACGAUGGCAACGUUUUUCGGAGAGGUUUUAUCUGUUUACUCGCGUGCAGUCGAAGAAGACGACGAUGAUCUGGAUGAUGAAAACGAAGAUGAGCAAAUUCACAGAGAGAUAGAAGAAAAGAGGGAGGUCCAUAUUGCGUGGUGCCCUGAAGUCGCACAAUCACUUGAGGACUCUGGCAGCAACAAAUUGCAAUGCUCAGACCUCAUCAUUGCCGUGGGCACUAAUGCUGCAGGAUUUCUGUCUGCAUAUGUGUUGAACACUGAAAGCUGGGAUGCAGUGGGCCAUGUGUCACUAUGGAAUGAGAGGAGUAGGGGCUCCAGUAGACAGAGCAUUGCCCUACUGCCUGGAGAGCCAGCCUGUCUCUUCUACCGACACAGGGACAACCCAGCAGUCCUGGUCUGCCAAAGCACUUGUUACAUUGCGGAGGACCAACUGUUUCAAUGGACAGAAAAGGUGUUUGGCUGCCUCCAGAAGAGAGGGCUCAGUGUGAUGGUGCUGUCGGACAGCCCUGUGGCUGAGUACAAAACGCCAGACUACCUCUACGGUAGCGCUGUCCCUUUCCUACGCUCCCUCAAGAGCAGUGCCUCCGAGAGCCAGGCCCUCUGCCCUGCACUAGAGCAGCCAAACAUCCUCACUGGACUGCCAGCUGCAGUACUGAGCCACUGCCAAGUCCAUCAGAUUCCAGCUGUUCUUUACCAAUGCUACACUGAUGUCAUCAGCCCAGACUCUAUCACCAUGGAAACCUACAAACCUGCCCUGUUGUGUCUAAGCAAGUUGGUCAAGUUGGAGCCUUGUCUGAGUGCUGACGUCCUCCGAAAGUUUGCCAUAAUCACUGAGGCUCAGAGUAAUCUGUAUACUUAAAUGUGGAAGAUGUAUUUGUACUGAAUAGGCUCUGUAUUUGUCUUUUACCUAAUGAACAGGUUCACUUUAUUUUAACCAAAUCUGUAUUUUGGAUGUAUAUGGCAUUUUAUAGAAGUGUCCAGACACUUUUUUGCAAUUUCACUUGGUUUUGAGAAACUUACCCCACCAGCCAUAGACUUCUUCAUGCUCGUUCUGCAGUUGCAGGGGCACAGAUAUAACAUGAACAAAAGCUCCAAAAACACCCAAAUAUAUGUCCUUUUAAAAACAGCAUUGCUCUCAGUAUAACGAUGCAGGUCUUUAGAUGUCAUUCCAAACUUUUCAUUCUAAUUUGUUGGACUCGAGCGAUACUUCUCAGUGUAGGCCUUCUCUUGGCAUUGCUCAAGACCUGCAUUGCUAUACUGAGAGCGUUACCGUUUCUAAAAUAAUGUGUUUGGGUGUUUUUGGAGUGUUUGUUCAUGUUUUAUCUGUYACCCUGCAACUGCAGAACAAGCAUGAUGAAGUUUAUCGCCAGUGGGGUAAGUGUCAAAACCAAGUGAAAACUAUAAUAAAAAGUUUGGACACUUCCAUAACAUUCCAUUUACAAAAAAAAUUWACCUUUCAUUUAAACUAUAACAUAAUAUGUAAGUAAUGUUUUAAUUUGGAAGAAGUGAAGGGCACCUUCAUUGAAAAUAAAAAGGUGCAACACUCUCAGCAAGACCACUUCUUCUUGGUCACAGAUUGAUGAAAUCACUUUGUGCUUAAAGGUGAAGUAACGGGUCUGCACACAUUUGAAUUGUCUCUGUGCUGCUCAGUGGACAUUUAGGAGAAAGUUCUGUCAGUUAUAUGAAAUAGUGCCAAUAUUGAUUGUACUGUAACGAAGUAUGAUCAUAUUUAUUUUAGUUAUAAGAAAGGUGCAAUUUUAUAGUAAGUCAUUUAUAAUUUGAUUGUUACUAUAUUUACAAAGCAUCAGUCAUUUCAAGCCCUAUUGCUCCACUUUUGUUGAAUAGAAAGAAAAAAAUCCAGUUUUUUUCUUAUUAUUAUUUUCACGUUUUUACUAUGUACUUGAGCUUGUGUCCUCAAAAGUGAGUACACCUCAGCAAUUUCAACAACAAAAAAAUUAUCAGAAAGGUGAGUUCCAGACAUUUCUAAAACUAUGCAACAUUACCUGUUGUUGUUUAUGGCCGUCAUUCAAAUUUUUUUUGGGGGGGGGUAUGUCUAUUUAGGCGGAAAUCUACAGUUUGCCCUAUCAUUCAAGAGGUAAUUAAAAACAACUUUCAAGUAAUGUUACAUUUAAAAUGUAAAUAAACACCCUGAAAUUCU
Molecule: messenger RNA, 2301 nt
Organism: Salvelinus sp. IW2-2015
Lineage: Eukaryota; Metazoa; Chordata; Actinopteri; Salmoniformes; Salmonidae
Product: proteasome assembly chaperone 1
Biological process (GO): proteasome core complex assembly
Cellular component (GO): endoplasmic reticulum
Molecular function (GO): proteasome binding
Source: RefSeq, a predicted model, not a curated record